CCACCGGAGCAGAUCGGCUCAGAUCUCACACACACACACACGUUACCACAAUGGCUCUUUAUCGGAACAUUACCGGCACGAGCCCGAUGGAUUACGGUACCGAAGGUCGCGCGCACAAAGCCGGGACGGUGAUAGAUGAGCGGCUGGACAGCGGGAUUGAUUCCCUGCGCGAGGACGAAAUGGAGGAUUACUGUAGCGCGCGCGAGGACACCGUGACCGCCGCAAUGGAGAGGCUGAGUGUCGACGAGGAGCGCUGGAGGACCGACAUCACGGAGGAAGGAGACACGUAUUUGCAUCUGGCGGUCAUUCAUGAAGCACAAGACAUGGCACUAAAAAUGAUUGAAAUGUCCAUCAGACACUGGUUCCUGGACAAACAGAACUACCAGAGACAGACGGCGCUGCACUUGGCAGUGGUCACAGAGCAGCCUCUGGUGGUGGAGCGUCUGCUGAAGGCCGGCUGCGAUCCCACGUUAGUGGACAACAAAGGCAACACGGCAUUGCACAUCGCCUGCAAGACAGGAUCUCUCGCGUGUUUCUCUCUCCUCACGCAAAACUGUGCAGAGUUUCUGCCGUCCAUCCUGCAGAUGCCCAACUACAGCGGUCAGAAAUGCUUACACGUGGUGGCUGUACACGGUUUUCUCUCAAUGGUGGAGAGCCUCCUCUGUUUUGGAGCUGACAUCAAUGAACAGGAGCAGUGUAAUGGCAGAACGGCUCUUCACUUAGCUGUGGACAUGCAGAACCUCGAGCUGGUGAAGCUGCUGAUCUGCAAAGGUGCAGAUGUCAACAGCCUGACGUACGGUGGCCACUCGGCGUAUCAUCUCACGCAUGGACGCCAGAACAACGACAUCCAGAAAGUGCUGCAAGAAGUCACGGAUCAGGACUUGUGGGAUCUGCCUGAGAGUGAGAGUGAGGGAAGCGAAGAUGAAUACGAAUACGAAUACGACAACUUCCACAGCAGUGAACUACAGUCUGAUGAGGAGUAUGAUGACAUUAGAGUGAUGGGGCAGGAGUAGAGAAGAGGCUCGGGGGUUCAGAGAGCUUUAGAUGAUUAAAAAUCGUCCAGUCCUGCGAGAGGAGAGGCAGCAUCAAAGGCUAUAGGAAGACAUUCUGAGAAAUACGGAAUCCUGAGCCGGGAAACAGGCAGGCAGAAGACCACGGACGCAGAGAGGAAUUGUACAAGAAGAAAAAAUUCAAGUCAUAAAGAAAGAGGAAAACAGAUGAAGAGAGAAGAAGGCAGGCAUUCUGCUCAGACAUGCGUCAAUACUGAGCUUUACUAUCAUCAUUAUCUGACUAUAUAUCAUAGUUUACAAUAGUAUCGCUAAGGACACGUGUCCCUUCCAACGUAAAAACAUCCGAAACAAGGACAUUUGGAAGUCAGCUGGGACGAAGCGAUGCGUUUAAUAUAUCAGAAUAUCGUGUAACUGAUAAUCAGCACAUGCCUGGUGUCUGGACUGAAGCUCCACCCCUGCAGUGCUGUUGUAUUAAACUGUAAUAUAUUGUGUAUAGACAGAUUUAUUUUUUUAAAUGUAAAUGUGUAUAGAUGUGUAUCCUGUUUUAUUCUGUUGGAAAUUCUGAAAUAUUCUGCUAAAUUAAAACCCCAUAAUUGCGCA
Molecule: messenger RNA, 1610 nt
Organism: Tachysurus fulvidraco (yellow catfish)
Lineage: Eukaryota; Metazoa; Chordata; Actinopteri; Siluriformes; Bagridae
Gene: nfkbiab
Product: nuclear factor of kappa light polypeptide gene enhancer in B-cells inhibitor, alpha b
Exons: 6
Coding region: 51-1013 (320 amino acids)
Molecular function (GO): protein binding
Source: RefSeq, a predicted model, not a curated record